CCUAAAAAAACAAUGUCCCACGUUUUUCCUGACAUUGAACAACAACAACGGAGCCAUCGUAGAGACACCGAAAGGCAUCAUGUAUAAUCCUCGUCUUCAUCACCAUCAUCAUCACUGUUCUUCUUCUUCGUCGUGAUCAUCGUCAUCAUCAUCAAGAUAUUGUGUUCUUUGAACAGCAGCUUCUUUGGCAACUUCAUUAAACCGAUCGAUCGAUCCAUGGCUGUUGUUCUAUCUCCGUUUCUCCUCAGUUUCACCUUCCUGAUCAGCUCCUCCUUCUUCGUCCCUUCCCUGCAGCACGUGAACGAGGCCGAGCCCCUUAUCCACUUCAAGAACACGAUCAACAUCACAAAAGGGGACUUGAAUUCUUGGAGAGCGGGAACUGACCCUUGUAAUGGAAAGUGGUUUGGAAUCUAUUGCCAGAACGGCGAAUCCGUUACGGGAAUCCACGUCACGCGUCUCGGCCUCACCGGCGAGAUCAGUGUUCAAGAUUUGAAGGCUCUUACCAGUCUCAGGACCCUGAGAUUGGAUAACAACAUGCUCUCGGGUCCCUUACCGCCUUUUCACAUGCUUCGUGGCCUGAAAUCGCUCCUGCUCUCGAACAACAGUUUCUCGGGCGAGAUCUCCGAUGAUUUCUUCAAGGAUAUGCCUCAGCUGAAAAGGCUUUUUCUCGAUAACAACCACUUCGCCGGGCAGAUUCCCACGUCGUUGAUGCAACUGCUUGUUCUUGAGGAGAUCCACUUGCAAGGAAACCAGUUUUCGGGGCAGAUUCCUGAGCUUACUGAUGCAAACAAGAUUCUGAAAUCGAUCGAUCUCUCGAACAACGAUCUAGAAGGCGAGAUCCCGAAGAGCAUAUCGGAGAGAAAGAAUCUCGAGAUGAAUUUCCGAGGAAACCAGAGACUUUGUGGACAACCUUUGAAUGUUGUCUGCGACCCAUCUGAUGCAAGAAAGAUAGAUCCGAUGACAGAACAGGAACUAAGCCAGCUCAACAUAAAAUCUAUCCUGAUAUCAAUCGUUGUUCUGAUAAUAUUCUUCAUCAUUGUUGGCAUUAUUUCGAGAAGAAGAAGACGAGAACCCGAUUUCCGGAUGCUUAGCAAGGAACAUCUAAGCGACAACGAGGUUGUGGAGGUCCGAGUUCCCGAAACAACGAGCAAGAAACCUUCAGAAUCGACGAAAAAACGCGAUUUAGAUGGAUCAACUAAGAAAGGAACUUCAAACCAUGGGAAAGGAAGUGGGAUGGGAGAUAUCAUAAUGGUGAACAAGGACAGAGGCUCCUUCGGUUUGCCCGAUCUGAUGAAAGCCGCGGCCGAGGUGUUAGGGAACGGUAGCCUAGGCUCGGCUUAUAAAGCCGUGAUGGGUAACGGGUUAGCAGUUGUCGUGAAAAGGAUAAGGGAUAUGAAUAAGCUCGGGAAAGAGGCAUUCGAUGUCGAGAUGAGACGGUUAGGGCAACUUCGUCAUCCUAACAUUCUCACCCCUUUAGCGUAUCAUUACCGACGAGAGGAGAAGCUCAUCGUCUCGGAAUACAUGCCUAAAAGCAGCUUGCUUUACGUCUUGCACGGCGACCGUGGGAUCUGUCAUUCCGAACUAACGUGGCCGACGAGGCUGAAGAUAAUACAAGGAGUCGUCCGGGGAAUGCAGUUCUUGCACGAAGAGUUCACGUCUUACGAGCUUCCUCACGGAAAUCUCAAGUCCAGUAACGUUCUCUUGAGCGAAAACUACGAGCCCUUGAUCAGCGACUACGCUUUCUUGCCGCUUCUGCAGCCGGAAAACGCCACUCAAUCGCUGUUCGCCUUCAAAACGCCCGAGUUUACCCAGAAUCAGCGAGUCUCGGCGAAAUCGGACGUGUACUGCCUCGGAAUCAUCGUCCUGGAGAUCUUGACGGGGAAAUUUCCGUCGCAAUACCUAAACAACGGGAAAGGCGGCACCGAUAUCGUCCAAUGGGUGCAGACAUCGAUCUCGGAAGGGAAAGAAGAAGAGCUUAUCGAUCCCGAAAUCGCGAGCAAUACGGAAUCAGUCGCUCAAAUGAUAGAGUUGCUAAGGAUCGGAGCUUCUUGCAUAGCAACCAACCCAGACGAGAGACUAGAUAUGAAAGAAACUGCUAGAAGGAUAAAACAAGCAACGACUUGACGAAGAAGCUGAACGCGAAACACAAACGCAAACGUAAACGCAAUCGUAAAAAGCACGUCGAUAGUCAAAGGAUAGAAUUCUUUGGAGAUUGUAGAUAAAGAAG
Molecule: messenger RNA, 2227 nt
Organism: Tarenaya hassleriana
Lineage: Eukaryota; Viridiplantae; Streptophyta; Magnoliopsida; Brassicales; Cleomaceae
Product: pollen receptor-like kinase 3
Exons: 2
Coding region: 217-2124 (635 amino acids)
Biological process (GO): protein phosphorylation
Molecular function (GO): protein binding; ATP binding; protein kinase activity
Source: RefSeq, a predicted model, not a curated record